This is a messenger RNA of Colletotrichum higginsianum IMI 349063, 1689 nucleotides long. Its product is annotated as Parp domain-containing protein. The record is from RefSeq and is a predicted model, not a curated record. NCBI's taxonomy places the organism in Eukaryota, Fungi, Ascomycota, Sordariomycetes, Glomerellales, Glomerellaceae. The transcript has a single exon. The coding region runs from base 1 to 1689 and encodes 562 amino acids.
AUGGCUGAUGUCAUCGAAUUCUCCGAAGAAAACAUCCUUCAGCUGUCUCUCCUUCGUGAUGAAGAAACAGACGCCCUCAUAGACGCUGGCUUCCUCAGCGACGACCACCGAUUAUCCUCACCGAUGGACGGCGUACUCUGCUUUACGCACCAAGAGCUCAUCCUUCAAGUCACAGCUGGUCCUCACUAUCCCGUCACGGCACCCUUCUUUGACCUCAUCAACCUCACACUCUCGCGCAAGGACAUGGAUGGCCUCCGUGCGACCCUUCGCUGCGUGAUCGAGGAGGCGGCCGAGACGAACUGCGUCGAGAAAUGGCUCGACAGGGAAAACAGCACAUAUGGAAUCUUUGAGGCGACCAUGGUUGUCUUGAAGAUGGCCCAAGAGGCGGAUGCUCUGGUGAAGGCGGUACGAAGUCGAGCCAACCAAAAAGCCGACGAAAAGGAACGCAUAAUACCUCAUUCGGACCCAUAUCAAAAGAAGGCUGCCCAGGCGAUUACAACCAACGAGAUGGCCUUGAAGUACCUGGGCAAGUCGGCCAGGGAGAUCUGCGACACGAUUCCCCCGGAUUACCGAGUUCUUCACGCCGAAUAUGUCAUCCGGCGCGAUCUAGCUGCCCGCUUCGAUGCUUGCCGAGCUCGGUUGCGCAAAAAGCUCCUCCGCCACCACGAAAGCCUCCCGAGCUGCUGCGCGAACCACACCCGUCUCGAGGACAAGGUUGAGCAUCUCCUUCGUCCACGCAUGACGUUCCACGGCACGCAGCGCCACUUGGUUCCCUCCAUCGUCCGUCACGGCUUUCUCAAGCCGGGCUCGCGCGUGCCCAAGGGAGGAGGAGGAGGAGGAGGAGGAGGAGGAAACGACGUGCACAAGGUCCGUUGUGGCUCCACCUACGGUUGCGGCAUCUAUAGUUCGCCCAGCGCCGAGUUUUCCUUGAGCUACUCGAACUCCAGGGCGCGGCCGACAUCGCCGACCGAGUACUUCGGCCUCAAGUUGAUUGUGUGUGCCACCAUCAUGGGUCGCGCGCGAGAGAUGUUCCGCCAAGACGACUGGCGCACGCAGUCGCAGCCAUACAAGGACGCUGAUUCUCACGUGGCGAACCGCGAGCUUGAAUACAUCGUCUUCGACCCAGCACAGAUCAUUCCCAUCUAUGUGCUGCACCUGGAUUGGGGCGCCGACAACGCAAAGUACUUUGAACAUCUACCGAUGAACCCAUCCCAGUGGAAGCCCAGGGUCUCUGCGGCCAACAACAUGAUCAACGCCAACGAGGGUUUGGACUCUGCGUACGCAGGCGAGAGGCAAAGAGCAAAGCAGGCGGUGUUUGCCAAGGCGGCAAAGUACUUCCCCUACGGAUAUGGACCAGCGACAGGCGGACGAUUUGUGGUCGAGGAGGUUGGAGAGGUCUCGGAGGACGAAGAGGACUACGGUGCGUAUCAAGCCAUGAGAGGUACUGAGAAUCAAGACAGGACGGACAUGUCUGAGACGAACUUCUGGGGAUGGGUGGAGGCGGCUGAAGAGGACGAGGGCGAGGACGGGGGUGGUAUACAUACAACAGCGGACGAAUACAUCACAGAGAAGGGAUCUGGAUACCGACCGAAGAGCUGGGACUCAAUCAAGAGAGCCGAGUGGGAGGUGGAGGAGGAAGACGAUGAUGGCAGCUUCAACCUGGAUUGGCUGUUAUUGGGCCAGGUUUAG